Molecule: messenger RNA, 2576 nt
Organism: Boleophthalmus pectinirostris (great blue-spotted mudskipper)
Lineage: Eukaryota; Metazoa; Chordata; Actinopteri; Gobiiformes; Gobiidae
Gene: rras2
Product: RAS related 2
Exons: 6
Coding region: 324-932 (202 amino acids)
Biological process (GO): signal transduction
Cellular component (GO): plasma membrane
Molecular function (GO): GTP binding; GTPase activity; GDP binding
Source: RefSeq, a predicted model, not a curated record
UAUGUGUGUGUGUCUCUCUCUGUGUGUGUAGGGGGUGUAAAGCCAGCCUGUAGAAGGGCCCCUAGCGCCAGACAUCAGUAUUGGCCUGGCUCGCUCGUCUCACUAUCGUCUCUACGUCUUGAACAUCGCAGUGUUGUUUCAGCUCGGGCGUUUAAUGGACCUCCUCUCUCUGCGCUCUUGACGGACUACACUCACCAAUUUGCCUCGUAUUUUUGUUCCACGCACUCUCCGUCUCUCCACUGCGGGGCCUCUGUCAGUUUUUUAGCUGGAGAAAAGUGGGUGUUUGCUGCUCACUGGUGUUUCAGCGGCGAUAAGUGUACUCGAUGGCUGGCUGGAAGGACGGAUCAGUGCAGGAGAAGUAUCGCCUGGUUGUGGUCGGGGGCGGUGGUGUCGGCAAAUCGGCCCUCACUAUCCAGUUUAUCCAGUCAUACUUCGUCACUGACUAUGAUCCAACCAUUGAAGACUCCUAUACCAAGCAGUGUGUGAUAGAUGAGAGGGCGGCGCGUCUUGACAUCCUAGACACGGCUGGACAGGAAGAAUUUGGAGCCAUGCGAGAACAAUACAUGCGCACAGGGGAGGGCUUCCUGCUCGUCUUCUCAGUCACUGACAGAGGAAGCUUUGAAGAAAUUUACAAAUUCCAAAGACAAAUUCUCAGAGUCAAAGACAGAGAUGAAUUUCCCAUGAUCCUUGUAGGCAAUAAAGCAGAUCUGGAGCAACAGCGACAAGUAACCCAGGAAGAAGGGCAGCAGCUAGCCCGACAGCUGAAGGUCACGUACAUGGAAGCCUCAGCUAAAAUCCGUAUGAAUGUAGACCAGGCUUUUCAUGAGUUGGUUAGAGUAAUAAGAAAGUUUCAAGAACAAGAAUGUCCACCUUCACCAGAGCCUACGAGGAAAGAGAAAGACAAGAGCGGGUGCCACUGUGUGAUUGUGUGAGUGGCCUUAUUUCACUGUAACAGCCCUCUGCCCCACUGCUCUGCCUCACGCAUCCUCUGAGGAUGACUGCCUUCUCACCUGCAUGACUCCAGACAGAUCUGUUCCUCUCACCAGGAACCACUGUCCCAGGACAUCUGUAUGGACAACAGACAAUGCCAAAUUAACACCACUUUACCUUCAGGUGUAUAAAGUCCAACACUAAACAAUGCCUUGUGAAAUCUGCUCGACAACUUCAUCUUUUGUACUCUGAAGGACCUUUCUUGCCUUGUAGUGACCUUUGUACCUGCUACCAGUGAGUGAAACUAUAUAUCAAGAAUGUUAAUGACUUCUUAGUUGCCUCUUCUGACUCACAGAGAGGCGAUCAAAUGAAGCCUUGUGUACUUUGUGCCAUAUCCCCCUUUACUCCCAUGUGCUUAUCUGCUACUGUAUAUAUGACUUUUUUGUGAUUUUACAAAGUGUAUUUCAUGACUGAUUAAAUCACCACAGUACAGUGUGUGAGGAUGAUUUUGGUUUGCAUAUAUGAAACUGAAUAUGAGUUUGUAUAUACAGUGACAUUAUAAUACCUUGUCAGCCCUUAAGCCCGCUCCUGUGUUAAAGCUGUUUUCUACAGCAUCUUUUUUCUUUGUCUAUAACUUUUACUUCAUCUCAAUCGUCAAAUCAUGGGUGUCUACUGUAUUUGAUUUUAAAGUCUUAGAGGAUGUAGGAUUCAUAUUCAGCACCUGUUAAAUGUACAGAAAUAUCAAAAGUUCAAACAUAUUAAACUAGACAUCCGGAACACAGUGGUAGCACAUUUUCUAGCUUUUACAUGUUUUAAUUCAAGCUCUGAAUAUUGUAAAUGAUUAUAUGUGUUAAUCUUAGACUCAUACAGCUAGACCCCAUCACUUGAGUCCAGAUCAUUCCAAAACUGUAAUCUCUAUGAAACAUUUCAUUGAUGUCCACAACAAAUGUAUUAUCAUUCCACUUUGUAUUUGUCCUUGCAUUCUGCAGAACUUGUUGUAAACUUGUGUCAUUUGUAACAAGGACAGCAUUGAGAUCACUGCAUAAACUCCAGUAGGACCUGUACUCCUCUGUGCCGCUGUGGAGUCCCACCACACAAAGUGCUGUUAUAGCCUCCUCGGUACUUCUGCUUGGCCAUAAUGAAGUACUGACAUCUGUCGCCUUGUCAUCUUGUAAUAUAACCAACACACAUCAGAUGGUGGAAGUAUGGACUUGAGUAAAUGUUUCUACUUUUAUACAUUAUUUUCUUAUGAAACUAGUAUUUUUAUAUGUUUAUAAGUGAAUACACAUCCGCAGCUCAGCUGUAUCUAUAUGUAAAGAGGAAUAUUUAAUUCUCUGUUUUAAACUAAAGAUUACUGUUGGCCCUAAUUUAGAUAAUUUGAUAUAAAAUAUUCCUACUAUAAAAGUAGAAGAGUAUAUUUAUCUGGGGUUAGCUUCAGCUUGGUGUAAAAUGGUGAGGCCCAGUUUGAGAUUAUUCUUUUUGAUAAUGUACUUUACACAAGAGCUUUAAUUAAAUAUUAUAUUAUUGCCAUGGUCCAUCCUGUUGAAAAUUGUACAUUGAAAUCAUAAUGUGUUUUUUUUUUUUUUUUCCACAACAGUGUUGCCUGUGUUUAGCGUUUUCAUGCUAAAAUAAAACUACAAAUAUGA